Molecule: messenger RNA, 775 nt
Organism: Lepisosteus oculatus (spotted gar)
Lineage: Eukaryota; Metazoa; Chordata; Actinopteri; Semionotiformes; Lepisosteidae
Source: RefSeq, a predicted model, not a curated record
CAUGCUUUCUCCAGCCAGGGUCCCGCAGUUCCACCUAAGCAGGUGGACGCCAAGCAACACGACUCCCACACGUACAGAUAUAAAAUGAACUACCCACACCUUGGCCAAUGCAUCAUCAUUAACAACAAGAACUUUGAUAAAAAGACAGGAAUGAAUAUCCGCAAUGGAACGGACGUGGAUGCUGGGAAUAUGAUGAAGGUGUUUAAAAUGCUGGGAUACAGCGUCAGGGUUGUCAAUGACCAGACUUGUGCACAGAUGGAGACGUGCCUGCAGUCGAUCUCCAGGGAGGACCACAGCAAGGCGGCCUCCUUCGUGUGUGUGCUGCUGAGCCACGGUGACGAGGGCGUGCUGUUCGGGACGGACGGCUGCCUGGAGAUCAAGAAGCUGGCGGGCUACUUCCGGGGGGACCGCUGCAGGACGCUGGUGGGCAAGCCCAAGCUGUUCUUCAUCCAGGCCUGCAGAGGUACCAGCCUGGAUGGGGGCAUUGAAACGGAUGCCCUUGGUGAUGAUAACAGCUCAGAGAAGCUCCCCGUGGAGGCUGACUUCCUGUAUGCGUACUCCACAGCCCCAGGUACACUUCCUGCUCUGAUCACGGUCUCUUUUAGGCGCGGUGCAGACACGGCGCCGCUCCUCACACACCGGCAAACUCCUCUUGGCCAAAACACGGCCUCUCCCUCCACGGCAGAGAUCCGCACUGUCGGGGCGUGAAGGGGGCUGUCUUGCUGUGAGCCCUGUUUCACAAGGGGGCAGUCGUUAAUAAUCACUUGUGACGGAU